ACAAGACCAGUCCAAUCAAGAAACGAGACUCAUCAGACACCAUCAGUACUGCGACUGAAGACACCGCGCACUGUGGCCCUUGAUUCUCUACGAUUUCAUCUGAUGAACUGGUGAAGCCUACAGCCAGAGGCAGUCCGUCCUUGCAGGCCACACGCCCAAGUGCUUGCAAGUGUUUGACUUUCUAGAAUGCUACUCAAUUGCCGAUACGACUAUUCGACCUGUGCAGGUCCGUAGUUCUUCCCCGGGCCCGCAUGUUACCCUGACGUUCCUACCGCUGGUUCCAUCCUCGCACUCACCUGCCUACCCCGCCUCUGAUGAUCGUCUAUCGUACGUCAAUUAUGCUUCAUGCCCCACGAGCAAACGAGGCAUGAUACCCGAUGCAUUUAGCCAUAGUUCGCUGAGUGAAAGACACUCCGAAACAACAUAUAAGUAUUUAGUAUCAGGCAUGCCCUUUCCCUAGAUCACAUACACCGCACGUCAUGUCUGCUUUGAGCUAUCCAAAGCUUGCCCUGCUAGGCCUUGUUCCUUUGGCACUUGGUCAGGGAGGCUUAGUCAUCAAUCCAAAGAAUGCUGGUCUACAACAAGCCGGCAGCCAUGCCUCCUCUGUGCCAAUCGAUCUCUCGGGCAUGGUCAAUAACCGUGCCUUUGCCAUGACACCUGGCGAUGCUGAUUUUGACGGCAUACAUUCUGGAUACCCGGCUCAAUUUUUGCCAGACAGCAACUUCACCUAUGCAGGCGUCAAUUACAUAUUCCCCCAAUAUAAGCAAACGGGCGACGAUAACGUACUUGCUCAGGGCCAGAUUGUUACACCCUCUCAAGGAAGAUACUCUAGUAUCUCGAUGCUUGUAGCGGCGGAGUCUGCCGUUGCUACUGGCUACGUGAACGUUACCUAUACCGACAACACUACCUCCUCAAGUCCAAUCCUUGUUGAUCCAUUCUGGUCAUGGCCGUAUCCAUAUGGUGGUGAUAUUGUGUUUCCAUAUUACCUGACUAACAGCAGCGUGGACUACAAUCGCUCUAUGAUAUAUCAAUCGGUCAAUUGGCUUGAUUCGACAAAAGAGGUCUCCAGCAUUGUGCUACCCAAUGUGACAUCAGGUGCUGCAACUGGACCUGGCGGUGCUGCUCAAAAUACGAGGUUGCACAUUUUUGCAGUCUCGCUCGUCACAGCGACUGGUUCCGGAAUUAGCCUUGAGAUUCAACAAGCGCGUUCGACUCAACUCUGGAUGGAAGGCACGAAUAAGACUCAAAUUUUCGAGGCUGUCGUUGUCAAUACUGGAAAUGACUGGAUCUUGGCAAACAACAGUGUCAAGGUUACUGUCGAAGCUGCAGGCGUCACAACUGUGCAUCCGGGUAUCAUCAACAGACUUCGCCCUGGAGACAGAGCUACUGUCCGCAUCGGUGUUAUCAACGCUGGCGGAACACAACCUGGUACUUCGGGUGAGGCCACCUUGCGUAUCACAGGCGCAGGCGUGCAAACAAGCUCAAGUUUCAGCGCAACCUUCGGCAUCUCAACUUACGAAGCCACAUACGAGAGCAUCUAUAGUCAUGAGAGCCCUCCUUGGUACACUGGCGGCAAAUACGGCAUUUUCAUCCAUUGGGGAGUCUACGCUGUCCCUGGCUGGGGCAACUCUGGAAAGAAAGAGCAAUAUGCAGAGUGGUACUGGUGGUACAUGAACCAGGGCAAUGACAGUUCGAACUCAGCCGACUUCUAUGAGUACAAUCUCGAGACAUACGGCCAGGAUCAUGUCUAUGAUGACUUCAUCCAGAAUUUCACCACCGAGCAUUACAAUCCUAAGGAGUGGGUCGAUCUGUUCGCUGACGCUGGAGCUCAAUACUUCGUCCAGGUGUCGAAGCAUCAUGAAGGUUAUGCCCUCUUCGAUAUCCCAGCCAACAUUACGAUGAGAACCAGUGUUGCCCAAGUACCACACAAGAACCUGCUGCAGAUGCUGUUCGAUGCUGCCGAGCAGUACCAACCACACCUCCACAAAGCCACGUAUUUUUCUUUACCUGAAUGGUUCCAUCCCGACUACAAGAAGUAUGGGUUCGGUGAAGCUGAUGGCGCCGGAUGGCCAGGCGGUAAUGCCACCAACCCUUACACCAACGAGACACUGGCCUACACGGGUUAUGUGCCAGUGAAUGAUUUUGUCUCGGACCUCAUUCUUCCUGAAAUGCAGAUCUUGGCUCAGAUGGGUACCGAGAUCAUGUGGUGCGACAUCGGAGGGCCUAAUCUCACAGCCGAGUUCUCUGCUGAGUACUUCAACAACAUGGCAGCUCAGGGUAAGCAAGUCUUGAUUAACAACCGCUGCGGUCUUCCAGGCGACUUUGAUACACCCGAGUAUGCCCGUUAUGAAGCUGUGCAGAUGCGCAAGUGGGAAAGUAAUUUGGGCAUGGACCCCUUCUCAUACGGAUACAACAGAGCGACGCCAAUUUCUGCCUACAUCAAACCUGCUGAUAUAGUUGCAUCUUUGAUCGACAUCACCAGCAAGAACGGCAAUUUCCUGCUGGACAUUGGACCCCAGGCCAACGGCACAAUCGUCGAUAUUGAGAAGCAGAAUCUGAGAGCUGCGGGUAAGUGGAUCAAAUCCCACGGAGAGGCCAUCUUCAACACUACGUAUUGGUUCAUCACUCCUGAAGAAGGAGACACUGUCCGCUUCACGCAAACACCCAAUGCCUUCUACAUCUUAACUUUAUAUCCACCAAACUCCACGCUGGUCUUGGACAGCCCUGUGCCAUACGUCACUGGCGAUCAAGUUACUGUCGUGGGUGGUAACAUGAGUGGCAGUGUCGUACCCUCGAAAUUGCUCAGCAAUGGGAGUUUGGAGCUGACCAUUAGCGAUGCUGUGAUUGCUGGUGAUGAGUACAGCUGGGUAUUCAAAAUCAUGUUCGGUGGCGUCAACACGAUGGGUAAUUCGACAUACACCGGAAGCGCUCCUCCCGCUCAGCAGACAACCAACGAUGCCGGCAUGUCUUCUGCUGAUUGGACAAAAUUCAUCCCGUCUGCGGUGCUUGGUAUCGUCUUGUGGCUGGUGUAGAUGAUUGACAAUCGUGGAAAACCGAGAGUGUUUUCCAGGACGAUCUCGAAUGCCCAGCACCCUCUGAUCUCUUCGAUUCGCAUGUCUGCCGCCGACACGCUGUGCAGUCAGAGCAAGGAAGCAAAUAGAGGCCACGGUGAAUAUCAGUAUGUUCCAAUGGCAGCCGCCCUUCACAACGUAAAUAGCAAUUGGUCCAAGCACGGCAGUACAAAGUACAAAUAUGUCCAAAGUGUAAACGAUGUCCGAAGUUGGUGUUUUGUACGCGAAUAGAGGAGUUGGAAUCGUGAGAGUCAUCUUUCAGAUGUGUUGAAGGAGAUUGUGGUCAAUGGAGCUGGA
This is a messenger RNA of Aureobasidium subglaciale EXF-2481, 3368 nucleotides long. RefSeq names its product glycoside hydrolase family 29 protein. Gene Ontology annotation, cellular component: lysosome. The transcript is spliced from 4 exons. The coding region runs from base 480 to 3032 and encodes 850 amino acids. NCBI's taxonomy places the organism in Eukaryota, Fungi, Ascomycota, Dothideomycetes, Dothideales, Saccotheciaceae. The record is from RefSeq and is a predicted model, not a curated record. Gene Ontology annotation, molecular function: alpha-L-fucosidase activity. Gene Ontology annotation, biological process: glycoside catabolic process; fucose metabolic process.